AUGAAGGUGUCUGUGCUUAAUACAGUGGAUACCUCGCACGAGGAUAUGAUCCAUGAUGCACAAAUGGAUUAUUAUGGCAAGAAGCUGGCGACAUGUUCAUCUGACCGAACAGUAAGAAUUUUUGAGAUCAGUGAAAAGGGUCAAACUCUUGUUGCUACUCUGAGAGGACAUGAAGGCCCAGUGUGGUCAGUGAGUUGGGCACAUCCUAAAUUUGGAAAUCUUUUGGCUUCAUGUUCUUAUGAUAGAAAGGUUAUUUUAUGGAAAGAAACAAGUAAUGGUUGGACAAAGCUUCAAGAAUUUUGUAAUCAUGACUCAUCAGUGAUGAUUGGUUGCAAUGCUGUUAGCUGGGCUCCUUCAGUUGUGCCAGGGACGUUAUUGGAGGGGACUGGGGCAAAGUCCGGUCCUUCAGUCAAAAGAUUUGUCACAGGGGGAUGUGAUAACUUGGUAAAAGUAUGGAAAGAAGUUGAUGGCCAAUGGGAAGAGGAGGAAAAACUAGAAGCACAUAGUGACUGGGUCAGAGAUGUUGCUUGGGCACCUAAUGUUGGUCUCCCUAUUAGCACCAUAGCAACAUGUUCUCAGGAUUGUCGUGUUGUUAUCUGGACAAAGGAUGAAGUUAAUGGAGGAACGUGGACUUCUAAGGUUGUAAAGAAGUUUGGUGAUGUUGUGUGGCAUGUGAGUUGGUCAGUCACAGGCAGCAUUUUAGCUGUAUCUGGGGGAGAUAACAAG
Pocillopora damicornis (cauliflower coral) is the source of this 726-nucleotide messenger RNA. RefSeq names its product protein SEC13 homolog. The record is from RefSeq and is a predicted model, not a curated record. NCBI's taxonomy places the organism in Eukaryota, Metazoa, Cnidaria, Anthozoa, Scleractinia, Pocilloporidae. Gene Ontology annotation, molecular function: protein binding; structural molecule activity. Gene Ontology annotation, biological process: COPII-coated vesicle budding; protein import into nucleus; positive regulation of TOR signaling. Gene Ontology annotation, cellular component: COPII vesicle coat; nuclear pore outer ring.